This is a messenger RNA of Anastrepha ludens (Mexican fruit fly), 1882 nucleotides long. RefSeq lists its product as uncharacterized. Lineage: Eukaryota; Metazoa; Arthropoda; Insecta; Diptera; Tephritidae. The coding region runs from base 198 to 1367 and encodes 389 amino acids. The transcript has 3 exons. The record is from RefSeq and is a predicted model, not a curated record.
UUCUGUUUGGAUGUACAAAUACGAUGUGUGGGUAACUUUUUUGUGAAAAGAAGUAAAAUGUAUCUAAUCAUUUUUGUUGAAUAAAUGUUGAAGGAGUAAGCAUUAUAAUGUAGUGAAAUACAUAUGUAUGUACACGCCCACAUAUGUUUCGUAUGUCGAAAGACGAAUGAAUUUGAAAUCGUUAAAAACAAAUAUACAUGUAUUUUUUAAAUAAAAUAAAUAUGGCUGAUUCAACUGCACUGAAACAAUUAGUUAACAGUUGGGGAUUGGCCGAGUUGUUGCCACAUCUUCAAGAUGAAAAUAUUGGCAUCGAUGAAUUGAAAAUGAUGAAAAAUCAUCACAUCGUUGAACUCUUACAUUCCUACAAAUUGGGCACACGCAUACGCUUUGAAUACUACUUUGAGCGUUGGCGUCGUGAUCAAAAUAAACCCUUACUCGAUGUUGUAACGCCAAAUCACUACCACAUCACCAACCCUUCAGUGGCGCCCACGGUGCGUAUAGCACACGUCGCGUCACAUGAACCUGUCGAAAGUCAUAAAAACCUACAAUCACGUGCCACUAAUACCGUUACGGUGCAUUACGCCACUGCAUCAACAAAUACACCAGAUAUGACGGCAAAAUUACCAACAAAGGACACACCACCAACGCCACUUCCAUCCGCUAGGGAUGUAUUGCGUGAAAUGCCAAAGCUUAUGCGCCAACCCAGCAUUUUGGAGGAGAGUGCGGUGGUGAGUGCACCGAAUAUGCCAACAACAACAGCACCAACAACAACAACGACGAUGACCGCAUGCUCUCCGCGGCUGGCCCCAAAAUUUCAAUUUAACCUCAACGAUUCGGAUAGCGAACAAACUGACACUGGGCCAUUGUUGCAUAUUCUCAACUCGUCCGGCUUUAAGGCUACCUCACUACUGGAAUACUAUCAACAAAAUCAGCAGUUUACGAAUUUACAUCGCACACUACUCAUACAACUGAUAGUGAAUUUCUUCGAUAUGAACGAAUAUCAUUUGUCGCUGAAAGUCAGUCAUAUUUUGGAACAGCAGAUAUUGAAGCUUUUCCCCAGUGAAAAAUUGGAAUACUACCGCACUGAGAAACGUGGUAAAAUCUAUGUGAAAUUCUGCAAUAUGAAACGUUAUAAACGUGACAGGCCGACGUUGAAGCGCAAGUGGAUAGAGGAUGCGGAACAUGGUGACGAGAGUGGAGGUGGUGGUGGUGGUGUUGGUAAUAUAUUAACGGAGCCGGAGGUGGGCAUUGAAUGUGGUGAUGGGGAUGUGGAGGAUUUUGCACAAAGUUUCGAAUAUUGGCAUGCCCAGCAAUCGCCCAGUGCAAUGCAAUUGAAGACUGAGUCGCUAAGUGACGGUGAUUAUUAAUGAUUCUAGUGAAGUGAAAUGGACACUCAAACUGAACCUAUUUAAGUAGUGAAAUAGUGAAUAGCAGUUGAAAUUAUACGUUUAAAUACUUCCAUGUUAAUAUGUGCUAAGUACACUUGUAUGUGUAAAGCUUAAGAAAUUGUCUAAAUUUAGUUUUUAUGAAAAUACAUUUAAACUUUGGCGAAACCAUAUUUUUUAUACCCAGCAUACGUUUAUAACUGAUAGUUAGUAUAUAAUUUUCACACUAGUUAUUCAAACUCUUGAUAUUAGUUGGGUUCCAAUGGUCACUGAUUUGGAUCCGUAUGAAAAUUUUGCAUGCAAAUGCAACAACAACAAUGUGAUGCUGAUAGAGAUCUAUUUUGUUCGUUUUGUUUUUCGUCGGUAGUUUGGCAGUACAGCCUUUUGUAAUUGUAAGCGUGGACGUGGUGGUCAAUUGCCUGAUGUUAUUUUCCACUAUUAACGGCAUACCUUCCCCUUUAUAAUGAAAUAAAUAUCCGAUCAUUUAUAUUAAAAAA